This is a messenger RNA of Entamoeba histolytica HM-1:IMSS, 426 nucleotides long. RefSeq names its product heat shock protein70, hsp70A2, putative. The record is from RefSeq and is a predicted model, not a curated record. The transcript has a single exon. Gene Ontology annotation, biological process: protein refolding; cellular response to unfolded protein. Gene Ontology annotation, cellular component: cytoplasm. Gene Ontology annotation, molecular function: ATP hydrolysis activity; ATP binding; misfolded protein binding. The coding region runs from base 1 to 426 and encodes 141 amino acids. Lineage: Eukaryota; Evosea; Mastigamoebida; Endamoebidae.
AUGAGUAAAUACACAGGAUUAGGUAUUGGAAUAGAUUUAGGUACAACAUAUUCAUGUGUUGGUAUUUGGCAAAAUGAUCGAGUAGAAAUUAUAGCAAAUGACCAAGGAAAUAGAACGACACCAUCAUAUGUUGCAUUUACUGAUACAGAAAGACUUAUUGGGGAUGCAGCAAAGAAUCAAAUUGGAAUGAAUGUUAAAAAUACGGUAUUUGAUGCAAAACGAAUGAUAGGAAGAAGAUUUAGCGAUCCAACUAUUCAAAAUGAUAUGAAACAUUGGUCAUUUGAAGUAGUUGAUGAUGGACAUGAUAAACCACUAAUUGAAGUAGAAUAUAAAGGAGAAGUUAAAAGAUUUACACCAGAAGAAAUUUCAUCAAUGGUAUUAAGUAAAAUGAAAGAAACGGCAGAAACAUUUGUGGAAAAGAAAUAA